Messenger RNA from Beta vulgaris subsp. vulgaris (sugar beet), 4228 nucleotides. Its product is annotated as lysM domain receptor-like kinase 4. The transcript has a single exon. Gene Ontology annotation, molecular function: protein kinase activity; ATP binding. The coding region runs from base 2119 to 4065 and encodes 648 amino acids. The record is from RefSeq and is a predicted model, not a curated record. Lineage: Eukaryota; Viridiplantae; Streptophyta; Magnoliopsida; Caryophyllales; Amaranthaceae. Gene Ontology annotation, biological process: protein phosphorylation.
AAUUCAUCUCAUUCAUUAUAUGGAUUUCAAAAGUUUUCCAUUCAUAUAUCAUCAUUAAUUUUGAUUGAAAAAGCAAUAAUUGGUAUAGUGGAGUAAUGGUUGGAUCUCUUUCUUUCAUACUUGAGGUUGUGCGUUUGAAUCUUCAUGUCAAUAAUCUUUUUUUAAUAUAUGAGAAAGACGUGGAUAAAAAAUUAUUGAAUGAGGGAUGGUGACAUGUGGCAAUUGGCACAUAUACGUUGUUAGGAACGCUUUUUAAGAUUUCAAGUCUUCAAUGAGCAGUUUAUUAAUCAUAACAUAGAUAACGCCUAGUUACUACUUACUAUACAUUUUGUAUAGGUAGAUAAGAUAUAUACAUUUACUAAUCUUGGUUAAAAUGACAUAUAUGUAGAUCAUGGGAACUUAGCAGGGAAUUUCUGAUAAAAGUGGGAGAAUUGACUUGACUGUCCUGUUCUUCAAUUAUUUUUUUAGGAUGGUUGUUAAGUAUAAUGUAAGUUUCUGAACUCUUGAAAUCAGAUAAUAUAUAGAAAUAAACAUGUCCUUGGACCUUGCUUAUGUAUGUUUAUCUUAUUAUUAUAAUUAUAUAUAGUUGAACAAGCUAUCUGAAUUCCGAAUACCAUAUGUAAUGACAUAACGUGACAUAGUAUUAUGCUUUUGUUUGUGUAGUUGGAUAAGCUUAGAAGCAUGUAGAUGACAAAGGUUUGACUGUUAGCUCGCAUAAAGUUUCUGGAUCAACAUCAGGGUUGUUAAACCUUAUUUAAAAUGAGUUAAUUAGGUACUAAGUACUAGGUAGUAGAUACUAGGGUACUAGGUAGUGCAAGUUUGAAAAUCUUAUUUCUAAGACUUGGGAAAUUAAACUUGAUGUUACAUACUUCAUGGAGUGAUUACGAAGUCACCUAUUAGCAUAUUGGCAUUAAGUAAUUGAUUCUUAUACUUCCUCAGUGUGAUUAACUUGUAACAUUUUAAGUUACUCGAUCAACUUGAUAAUUUAUUUUGUAACAGAGCAUUAGAAACUCUUUUUCCUCAUGUAUCAUUUUACUUUUUACUCUUUUACUUCAAUUGGAUAAGGGUACUAUAUAUAUACUUCUUCAUUAUGUAAGUAGUUAUCAAGAAGUAUAGUGUUAGUUUGAAGUUUCUUUGUGUUUUUUGUCUUUAAACAAAGUAUUAUCGUAAUUGGGAUGAAAAACUUUUAAUUCUUCAUUAACAAAAUUUGGAGUUAAAGUGUAAAGGCUAUUCAAAUCUAAGAACUCGUUUAUAUAUAGUCUUAUGCCUCCAUCCCUUACCCUUAUCCCCGAGAAGAAAUAGAGUGCUGGAGUAGUUGUUACAUAUUUGCUAGAAGUACAACUAAAUUAUAAAAUGACAAUUUGUUUUGUACAUUCCAACAACAUGAGUGAAAUGCAUUUACUAGGUCUUUUUCUUUAAAAAAUUGUGUGAGACGGUGGAUCGGGAUCAUCUACUACUGUAAACUUCAUAGUAUUUUUCUUAAAUUGUUUAGCUUAUCAUACAUGUCAUCCCAUUACCUUGCAUCACAAGAAUAUCAUUACAAAUCUCCCUUAUAUAGUUGAACAUUGACUUCUACAGAACCCCCAUCACCCAAUACCCCUAUCAUCUAUACUAAUAUAUUAAAGACGUGAUUAACAAAUAUGUAAGUCACGUGACACUUCUCUUAUUAGGCAUAUAUUAGUAAUCCAAAUAAAUAUUUUUUCUUUAGAUAUAUGAAUUCUCUCCUAUAAAUCUCUCUGUCUUCUCCAAUUUCCUUUUUUUAUAUCACCUUUCAUAAUGAAUUUUUCUCACUCAAUCUUUUUGUGCUACUUUCUUUGUGUGUGUAAACAUUUUGAUCUCUCAGUCUGUUAUAUGUGACUAUGUCAGUUUUCAUCAACCAUCUUUCAACAUUUGAAUCGUCCUAUCAUUCUUUUUCCUUGUGUUUUUUAAUUGGAUGACCAUGGUCAAGCUAGCAAACCCGUAGCUUUCCUAUCCUAGACUGCCUUGCACGAAGAAAUCUUUUAUGAUAAUUGAAGUUGUUAUCAAUCACAAUACAUAAUUUCAUAAAGUUUACUAUAUAUUCUUACCAUGUUUCCCUCCUCUUAUACUAUCUUCCUUAAAAAGCCAAUUCCAUUGUAAAUGGCGUUUCAGUCAUUGACUUACACCAACUUUAUUCUCUUCUUGAUUUACUUCUCUAGCUUGAUCACAGCCCAACAGCCUUAUGGUAAUGAUAGUUGCCCUGCAUCAAAUAAUGCCACUUCUGCUCUUGGGUAUGACUGUAAUGGUGUAAACACAACUUGCCAAUCUUUUCUCCUUUACAGAACCCGGCCUCCCUACAAUACCAUCUCUUCCAUUGCUUCCCUUUUAUCCGCCAACGCAUCUGAGGUGUCCGCCAUCAACAACAACAUCUCGGAAAGCAUGGCCUUGGCGACAAACACGCGGGUUCUUGUUCCUGUUACGUGCUCGUGUUCAGGUAGUUUCUACCAAGCCAAUGCCACUCAUGUUGUUCAAGCUCAUGAAAAUUACUACGUGAUAAAUAACGACAUCUUUGGGAGUUUGACUACUUGCAAUGCUAUCCGGACUCAAAAAACCAGUCCAAAUAUAUUAAAUAUAUUCCCUAAUGAGAGGCUUACUAUACCUCUAAGGUGUGCUUGUCCUACAGAGACCCAACUUAGCGCGGGGAUCAGGUACCUUUUGACCUUUGUGAUCCUACCAGGCCAUAGUAUUGGGCGUAUUGCUGAUGAUUUUGGAGCUAAUUUGGAGCAAACAUUUGAGGCUAAUGAAAAAUCUGAGAAUGACUCUAUAAUUCAACCUUUAACAACCCUUCUUAUUCCACUACAAAACCCACCAAAUGGCUCUCAAAUGGAGUAUCCUCCUUAUGUACCACCUCCACUAUCAUCUCCACCGUCCUUGCCUCCUGCAAUCACACCAUCAUCUAAUGUGAGUUCGAGUAGGAGAUGGGCUUAUUUUGGGGUUGGGGUGGUUGCAGGUGGUGCAUUUGUUGCAGUUGCAGGAAUCAUUCUCUUCUUUGUGUUUCUAAGGGAGAGUGUCAGACAGAAAAGCGAUCCAAUUGUGUCAUCACAAAACUUUGAAGCACACGAAAAGGCUCUUGCAAUUGCAAAUCAAGAGACUGAGACUGAAUCUCUAGAGUUUCUUGAGAGCAUAUCUAAAAUAGCUUCCCUGAAAGUAUAUAGUUUCAAGGACUUGCAGGCUGCGACAGAGAAUUUCAGCUCGGAUCAUUGGAUCAAAGGAUCGGUAUACAAGGGAAAUGUUAAUGGUGAUGAGGUGGCUAUCAAGAAGAUGGAUGGAGAUGUCAGCAAAGAGAUCAGUGUACUAAACAAGAUCAACCAUUUUAACCUCAUCAGGUUAUUGGGAGUUUGCUUAGAGGAUGGGGUUUGGUACUUUGUUUAUGAAUUUGCAGGUAAUGGAGCUUUGAGCGAGUGGAUCAACGAAGGCAAAGCCGAUGGAAAAACCUUGAGUUGGGGAAAGAGAAUGCAAAUAGCUUGUGAUGUUGCUACAGGGCUGAACUAUCUUCAUUGUUUUACAAACCCACCACAUGUUCACAAAGAUAUCAAGACCAGCAAUGUUUUUCUAGAUCAGGAUUUCAGGGCAAAAAUUGCCAAGUUUGGGCUCUCAAGGCCAGUUAGAGGGAAUGAUGGUCAAUAUACAUUAACAAGUCAUAUUGUGGGGACAAAGGGUUAUUUGGCUCCUGAGUAUUUGGAGAACGGAAUAGUCUCUCCCAUGCUUGAUGUUUAUGCAUUUGGUGUUCUGUUGCUAGAGAUGUUAACUGGUAAAGAUGUUGCUUAUCUUUAUGAAGGGGUUAAUGUUAACUUAUCAGAGGUUUUUGGCCCAGUGUUGACCGAUGAAGAUGGAAUUUCAAACAUGAAGGGAUUUAUAGAUACUUCCCUUGGGGAUGAUUAUCCUGCUGAUAUAGCAUAUGCAAUGCUGGUAUUAGUUGAUCAUUGCUUGAGAAAAGACCCAGGAAGUCGCCCUAGUAUGGAUGAAGUUGUGCAAAUUGUGUCGAAAACUUUGACAACCUCACUUAUCUGGGGAUCUAGUACUUCUGCCAGUACCUCAAGUUCAUGAUCAUGCAUAAGUAGUUUUAUGUGGCAGUUAUUAUAUGUUGUCUCUUUAUUGUCUUGCAAUACUAUGACUUGUUUUAUAUUGGAGUGAAGAAACAUGUGUACGAAAAUCUAAUGUGAACAUGAAACUUGCUUUGAUUCAUCCAAUAAAACCUUAUGUUUAGUAA